CGUCCCGACCCGCCAUGGCGCCGCCGCUGUGCACGCUCCCGCCGGGCCCGGGGCCGCCCCGCUUCGUGUGCUUCUGCGAGGGGGAGCGAGACGGGCCUGCGGGCGGCGUCCACGUCUGCGUGACCGAUGGCGUGCAGCUGUGGAGCACCUGCUCGGCGCCGCACGGCCCGGCCGCGCACGCCGGCCCGAGCGCGGCCCAGGACACCGUCGCCCUCUUCAGGGCAGCCUGCCAGCAGCAGGCCGUGACGCUGACCCUGCAGGAGGACGCGGCGGCCCUGACGCUCUCGGGGGUCCCUCCCGCCCUGACCUUGGACCUGCGCAAGGUGCCCGCGGCAGAGGCAGCCCCCAGGCUGCAGGCGCUGACCCUGGGCCUGGCCGAGCGCGUCUGCAGCCUGGAGCGGCGCCUGGCAGCUGUGGAGACGGCCGCGGCCCCCAGCCCUAGGAAGAGCCCUAGGCCGGCAGGGCCUGGACCCUUGCUCCCAGAUGUGGAGCCCCAGCGAGGCGGCCCCGGGCAGAGGGUCAGGAGGCGGUGUCCUGGGGAGUCCCUCAUAAACCCCGGCUUCAAAAGAAGCCAGCGGGCGGCGUGGACUUCGAGGACAACUGAAGUGGCCACGUCCUGGGGACUGUCCCGAGUGGGGAUUGGCUGUGCGCAGCCUAGACUUGGACACCUGACAUGGUCACGCCUGGGGGUGGGCUUGCGGUCACACAGCAAUGGCUACUGCCCUGCACCCCCAUCCAAUAAAGGCCCCUUGAAGUGGAGGUACUGACCCGGCUUGGUACCUGGGGGUUG
This is a messenger RNA of Ochotona curzoniae (black-lipped pika), 790 nucleotides long. RefSeq names its product PAXX non-homologous end joining factor (gene PAXX). Bases 15 to 767 code for a protein of 250 amino acids. Gene Ontology annotation, molecular function: molecular adaptor activity. Gene Ontology annotation, biological process: double-strand break repair via nonhomologous end joining. NCBI's taxonomy places the organism in Eukaryota, Metazoa, Chordata, Mammalia, Lagomorpha, Ochotonidae. Gene Ontology annotation, cellular component: nucleus; nonhomologous end joining complex; site of double-strand break. The record is from RefSeq and is a predicted model, not a curated record. The transcript is spliced from 7 exons.